AUUUCUCCGUGUGUUCAUAAAUAAAAUAAGGAAAGAUCCCCUUUUCCUUUCUCUCUCCUCACUUCACUCCCUCGCCGGAAAACACUCACCGACCACCAGUUUUUCGCCGACCAUUUAUUUACCAAAAUUCCUCAAUAUAUUUCAACAAUAUUGAUUUAUUUUCUAGUCUCAUAAAUUAAUUUUUUCAAUAUUUGGGUUAGUGAACCACAUUGAACUGCGCAUUUCGAUCCGAAUUUCCUGGCUUAACUAAUGAUUAAAGUGCCAGGAAAUUAAAUUAUUUUAUAGAACAUUUAAUUUAAUUUAAGCUCGAAGUUUGAAAGUUUCUUUUUCUAAAUCUCACUCUUCAAUUUGUUUCUCGGAUUUUCUUUUGUAGAAUUUGUUUUUUGAUUCAUCAGUUUGUUGAAUUGUUAUUGGAGGAGAGAGAAAAUUUGUAAGGAAAGAGAUGGCGGUGGCAGCGCCGUGUCUGCAAUUUCCUCAUUCUCCGACCACCAUGUCACCAAAGAAAUCAAACGACGCCGUUUUGCUAUACCGAUCUACUUUUCUUGGAACGACGUCGUCGUCUUCCAAGAUAAACAGAACACGUUCUUUUGAGUUUAAGCCAAAACAGAGACCUUCUUCCCUCCCCACCAUCCGUAGAGCUUGUAGCGCAAACUUCGACACUUCUUCCGACGAAGAAUUCUCCAGAAAACUUCAGAAAUUAGCCAUCCGAUUUCAAAUUUCCGACGAAAAUAGCGUAGAAAAUUUCACCGAAUCUCAGACAAAUCUCAAUUUAACCGAUGACGACGAAGAAGAAAAUUCAUUGGUGGAAUCUUCGUUAAUGGAGAUCCAAAACGUCGAAAUGAAGGCGAAAAGCUUAGAUCUCCCACUCUCACUCAGAAUGAUCAAACAAAAGAAGAAACAAUUGCAAGAUAAUUUCACAGAAGCCGGAGAAUCCACUUAUUGUUCGGUGAAAAAAGCGUUUUCAUCAAUGGUGUUUAUAAUUCGAGAACUCCACAGUUACACUCUUCAGAUGAGAGAGAUCUUGUAUUUCGAAGAUUUGCAAGGAAUAUUAGCGAGAGUACAGAGUGAAAUGCAUGCUUCAUUUGUAUGGCUUUUUCAGCAAGUGUUCUCUCACACUCCUACUCUCAUGGUUUACGUCAUGAUUUUACUUGCCAAUUUCACUGUCUACUCAAUGUCCACCUCCGCCGCAAUUGCCGUUACGCCACCGGUUGCCACCGUAGAGGUGAGAGAUUUUAGCAGUGGUAGUCAUUUCGAGUUCGACUCCUCCACGGUGAAAAUAUUUACAGUGAGUUCUUCCGGGAGUAAUACGGCGGCGGUUGGCGGGAACUACGGCGGUGGGAAUAAUGGUAGGCUGGUUGGGAGUGGGAUGGAUGGUGAUAGUUGGAUGAAUAAUAAUUCCGGUAUUGUCCACCGUCCGAUUGUUCCUGAUGGUGUGUCUCCCGUGAGCACACGGGAGGACACGCGGCAGAAGGAGGAGGUGGAGGAAGUUGAGAUAUGGAAUUCAAUUGUAGACGAAGCUACUAGAAUGCAGGGACAAGUGAGGGAUGAAUCUCUUGACGAUGAAGCCAUGCAGAGUUUUGUUUCGCCGGUGACGGCGAAAAUCGAAGCCGAUGAUUAUGUGGAUUAUUUUAAAACGGAGCUCCAUUAUCAAAGUUGUGUAGCUCAAGAGCCUAAUAACGUUUUGCUGUUGGCUAAUUAUGCUCAGUUCCUCUACCUCGUUGUUCAUGACUUUGACAGAGCCGAGGAAUACUUCAAAAGGGCUACAAAGGUGGAGCCGAAAGAUGCCGAGGCAUACAACAAAUACGCAAAUUUCUUGUGGCAAGCAAGGAACGACUUAUGGGCAGCUGAAGAGACCUUCUUAGAGGCUAUUUCUGCUGAACCGAGUAACACUUACUAUGCUGCCAACUACGCCCAUUUCCUGUGGAACACUGGUGGCGAGGACACGUGUUUUCUAGGCGAUGAACCCCUCGAUGCCUAAAAAAAGAUAAAAAAAAAUAAAAUUCGGAAAAUAAAGGACGAGGGAGUAAUACUGUGAUAGUAGUAGUAGUAGCAGUAGUAGUAGAAGGUGUAGGCGCAACACAAAAUGACACGAGAAACGCCUUUUGGAAGUUUCGAAAGUGGACUGUGAUGGGUUUAUGAGGCGUAGUCGUAGCGUAGGUGCGCGGUCACACCAACCACUUAUUGACACUAGUGGUGGUGGUGGUGGUGGUGGUGUUAGUGUCGGAUGAAAAGAAAGAGGAGAAUGUGGGUUUGGUGGUGCGGGUGCACAAAUGCACAUGGUGAAGAAAGUUGGGAAAUGAGCAAUGAGACAAUGAGACAAUACAUAAACAUGAGAAUUAGAAUGGGUGGAGGGAAAAAAGGCAAGAUUUGCUGAACUGCCUUGUUGGGAUCUACAGGAAACAACAAACUUUGCCUCGGAGUUAAAAGAGGAUCAAUUUUUAUUGCACAUAAACUUUUUCUUUUUCUUUUUUCACCGCGUAAAAAUGUUCUAUCACUGAACAUGUAACUAAUAUCUUCUGUUUUUGUUCAUAGAAUACUACUUCGUAUAUGUAAUAACAGUCGAGUACUUCUACUAA
Spinacia oleracea (spinach) is the source of this 2576-nucleotide messenger RNA. RefSeq lists its product as uncharacterized. Gene Ontology annotation, molecular function: protein binding. The transcript has 2 exons. The coding region runs from base 443 to 1978 and encodes 511 amino acids. The record is from RefSeq and is a predicted model, not a curated record. Lineage: Eukaryota; Viridiplantae; Streptophyta; Magnoliopsida; Caryophyllales; Amaranthaceae.